This is a messenger RNA of Pseudocercospora fijiensis CIRAD86, 1131 nucleotides long. RefSeq lists its product as uncharacterized. The transcript has 6 exons. NCBI's taxonomy places the organism in Eukaryota, Fungi, Ascomycota, Dothideomycetes, Mycosphaerellales, Mycosphaerellaceae. The record is from RefSeq and is a predicted model, not a curated record. Bases 1 to 1131 code for a protein of 376 amino acids.
AUGCGCGAUGCUAGCAACUCCAAUGUUCUCGCUGGCGAGAUGAAGCACAAGGGCAUGAAGCAGCAGAUCGAGCUCACUAAUCAUCAGAAUGCAGAGCGUGAUCUUCUAAUGCGCCAGAGCCUCGAGAUGACUGUUCGACUGCUAUUGCAGAACGGCUAUGUCAACGACCAGCCGGAGUUGACAGCACAGAUGAAGGGUCUCUUCGAGAACAACCCCCAGCUGUUCGAUAGCGUGCUUCCUCGAUCCGAGCAGUCUCGCGACGAUGACCGCUCUGUGCUUGACGGCAUCGACUCGAUUCUCUCGGACAGUGACCACCUUAUUGUCAAUACUGGCGAGCGACUUCUCCAGUAUCACUGCCACGAGUUCAUCGGCCUCCCAAUUAAGAACAAUGCAAUGAAGCCAGACUUCCGCCAGUCGCUGCAAGCUGCAUAUAACUACGACUACAAUCGCCAGAAUUGCACUCCGUCGAAUCCUGACAACAUCUAUUGGUUCAAGCGCUUUGGCUACGAUGAUAAGCCAACUCAACGCCGUGCAGUCUAUCGUCGUGGCGACUUUGUGCGCUAUCGUGGUAUCAACAUUGGCCGUAUUGAUCAGAUUUUUACUCACCGCACAGCCAAGGGUUUAUCGCUGUCCAUGCGAGUUACUCCAGCGCAGACCGACAACACGCCUAAGGGCAAAGACCCUAUGCUGCAGCUGCCUGUCUACAAGAUGACCAACAAGCAGAUUACCGUUGGAGUUAACGCUAUCGUUGGCAGCGAGAUCUGGAUGUUGCCAGUUACAGGUGGCAGCGGCCUUGACAUGACCAUGGGCAAAGAAGCUGUCAAACUUAAGAGCGGCGAGCGCUCUGGCUCUGAUUAUCGCCUCGUCCAUCAUUCCAAAAUAGCAGCUCCGCUCUCAGGCUUUUCAUUUAAGGCUCUCAACUCCGGCACCGCAGCAGUCUCUUCUUUCGUUCAUCCACUCGACGCUCUCGCAUGUGCAACGCUUCUUCUACACGCGAAGUUCUCGCAUAUGCAUGCAGCGCAUCGACUUCGAAUGGCGGCUUCUGCGAACGGCGGCUUCUGCGAAUGGUGGCUUCUGCGAAAGGUGGCCCCUGCGAGCGGCGACUUCGAGCAACGAGUGCAGCGACUGUAA